AUGCUACCUGAUGGUCGUCUAGUGGCAGUGAAAGUACUUUGUGAGUCCAAGGGUAAUGGAGAAGAAUUCAUUAAUGAGAUUGCUAGCAUUAGUAGAACUUCCCACGUUAAUGUAGUCGCUCUUCUGGGUUUCUGUUAUGAGAAGAAAAAAAGAGCAUUGAUUUAUGAAUAUAUGUCCAACGGAUCAUUGGAUAACUAUGGAAUGAUGGUUCUUGAAAUAGUAGUAGGAAGAAAGAAUAUCGAUGCUGGAGUGUCUCACAUCAGUGAAAUAUAUUUUCCACAUUAUAUUUAUAAGCAUCAUGAAGGAGGUAAGGAUUUAAGAUUGGAUGGGAUUACAAAUGAAGAGGAAGAAGAAAUUGCAAGGAAAAUGAUUUUAAUAAGUUUGUGGUGCAUUCAGACCAUUCCAUCAAACCGACCAUCAAUGACUAAGGUAGUAGAAAUGCUAGAAGGUAGCCUUUAG
Molecule: messenger RNA, 459 nt
Organism: Quercus lobata
Lineage: Eukaryota; Viridiplantae; Streptophyta; Magnoliopsida; Fagales; Fagaceae
Product: PR5-like receptor kinase
Exons: 2
Coding region: 1-459 (152 amino acids)
Biological process (GO): protein phosphorylation
Molecular function (GO): ATP binding; protein tyrosine kinase activity
Source: RefSeq, a predicted model, not a curated record